Molecule: messenger RNA, 606 nt
Organism: Lathyrus oleraceus (garden pea)
Lineage: Eukaryota; Viridiplantae; Streptophyta; Magnoliopsida; Fabales; Fabaceae
Exons: 1
Coding region: 1-606 (201 amino acids)
Molecular function (GO): RNA-DNA hybrid ribonuclease activity; nucleic acid binding
Source: RefSeq, a predicted model, not a curated record
AUGAAUUUCGAUUUCCUCGACGAGGACAUCCUGUUCAUAAAAGAGUGCAAUAUCCCAGGCCCUGAAGAAGGCCCCGAACCGGGAUCACGAUGGAUGCUCGCGUUCGAUGGUGCUUCCAACGCACGAGGCCAUGGAGUAGGUGCCAUCAUCACAUCACCAACAGGAUUUCAUCUGUCUUUCACUGCAAGAUUGUGUUUCGACUGCACCAACAAUAUGGCAGAGUAUGAGGCAUGUAUCUUCGGUAUUGAAGCGGCAAUGGACUUGAGGAUCAAGAUACUUGAGGUUUAUGGAGACUCAGCUCUCGUCAUUAGCCAAGUACGGGGAGAUUGGGAGACCCGCGAUCAGAAGUUAAUUCCAUACAAAGAACAUGUCCUGAAAUUGAUCCCUUACUUUGACGAAAUCUCUUCUCAUCACAUCCCGAGGGAAGAGAAUCAAUUAGCAGAUGCCCUUGCUACCCUAGCGGCCAUGUUCAAAAUCACUUGGAAGAAUCAGGCUCCCGCUAUCAGCAUUGACCGCCUAGAUGAGCCCGCAUAUUGUCUAGCUACCGAGGAAGAGUCAGAUGGUAAACCCUGGUAUCAUGACAUCAAAACGUAUCUCGAAAAAUAG